AUGGGCAAAAAGAGAAAGUUCCAGCACCACGGCCAGAGGCCUUCAAAGCCCUCGUCUGGCCAAGCAAAUAAGGGCAAAGCGAAGGAAGUGAAAGGCUCGCCUUCAUCCAAAGCCUCAAAGUCCAAGAAUCAGCCUCAGCAAAACGUGGAGCCAAUAAUUCCCUUCUCAGCAGAGGACUCGAUUCUCCUGGUUGGCGAUGGCGAUCUGAGCUUUGCCGCCUCGCUGAUCGAGCACCACGGUUGCGGUGACAACCUCACAGCUACUGUUCUAGAAGCCAAUCUGGGAGAGCUGACGGAAAAGUAUCCGUAUGUUGCCGAAAAUGUUGAGAAGAUCGAGGCCGAGGGUGGCAAAGUAACGUACGGGGUCGAUGCGCGCAAGAUGGGUCCAUGGGCCCAAAAGAAGGGCAAGGAGUCCAUAGGCCGCAUGGACAGGAUCAUUUUCAACUUUCCUCACGUUGGCGGCAAGAGUACAGACGUGAAUCGUCAGGUCCGGUAUAACCAAGAGUUGUUGGUUGACUUCUUCAAGCGUGCAUUGCUAUCGCUUGCCCCUGGUGGCACCAUCAUCAUUACUUUGUUCGAGGGCGAGCCUUACACGCUCUGGAACAUCCGCGACCUGGGCCGGCAUUCCGGCCUCCAGGUGGAGAGAAGCUUCCGCUUUCAGGCCUCGGCCUACCCCGGCUAUCACCAUGCCCGAACCUUAGGUGUCGUGAAAAACAAGCACGGCGAGACCGGCGGCGGCUGGAAAGGUGAGGAUCGCUUGUCUCGGAGCUAUGUCUUCGUGCGAAAAGACGACGUUCCAAAACCAGUCUCCAAAAAGCGUCGGCGUGACUCUGAUUCAGAUGAUGACGACGACGAUGACUCUGAUUGA
Messenger RNA from Phaeoacremonium minimum UCRPA7, 867 nucleotides. RefSeq lists its product as hypothetical. Gene Ontology annotation, biological process: rRNA base methylation. Lineage: Eukaryota; Fungi; Ascomycota; Sordariomycetes; Togniniales; Togniniaceae. The transcript is spliced from 2 exons. Gene Ontology annotation, cellular component: cytoplasm. The coding region runs from base 1 to 867 and encodes 288 amino acids. The record is from RefSeq and is a predicted model, not a curated record. Gene Ontology annotation, molecular function: rRNA (uridine-N3-)-methyltransferase activity.